UCUACACCUCUCGGACAAGCCAUGGCAGAGCAGCAGCUGCGGUUCCGGGGGACUGUCAUUCGGGGCUUUGGGCGUGGGUCGAAGGAGCUGGGCUGUCCCACAGCCAACCUCGACGUCAACUCGUUCCCCUGGCUCGACAACUGCGCCAUCGGGGUUUACUACGGCUGGGCCUCAGUGCCGGCUGCUCGGCCCGGCGCGGUGCUACCGGCUGUUGUCUCGGUCGGGUAUAACCCGCACUACGGGAACACGACCAAGACGCUCGAGGUCCACAUCAUGGACGAGUUCGAAUCUGACUUUUACGACUCGGUCCUCAACCUUGUCCUCGUCGGUUAUAUUCGGCCCAUGGAAAAGUACGACUCGCUCGACGCACUCAUCGCAGCCAUCGACGCCGACAAGGCUUUUGCUGCCGACAAGCUUGCCGGCGACGCCUGGGCCGAGCUCAAGGCCGAUGCCUUCUUCUCCGCCACCGACGAGUCCGACGGCUGGCAGGAAGCCAAUCCUGACGAGCCCGUUUUUGCCGCUCCGCCUGCCACCGCUGCCGAGACAUCAUCAUGACCAUCCCCCGCCUGCGGCCUUCGAAUGGGGCGUCUCCGCCGAGUUUCCGGCUGCAGCACGCACCCCCGCCCGCCGCUGCGCCGCGCCGCCGCGCCGUCACGCAUCCGAUCGUAGCCAUAGCCCCCCAUCGAUCAUCACAUACAGGCACACAGCCAUCCCC
Messenger RNA from Thecamonas trahens ATCC 50062, 715 nucleotides. Its product is annotated as riboflavin kinase. Gene Ontology annotation, biological process: FMN biosynthetic process; riboflavin biosynthetic process. Lineage: Eukaryota; Apusomonadida; Apusomonadidae. The coding region runs from base 22 to 555 and encodes 177 amino acids. The record is from RefSeq and is a predicted model, not a curated record. The transcript has 2 exons. Gene Ontology annotation, molecular function: riboflavin kinase activity.